UGAUUAUAUUUGUAUUUUGAAGCUAAUAUUUUUAUUUUUGGGUUUAAUCUUGAAUGUGAAUUGGGUUUUUGUUUUUGGGCAAGUAACGUUGAGUCUUUGAUAUUAUGAUAAUAUCUUUUGAAAUAAGUUUUCUGGGUUUUGUUUGUCUUGAGCUUGUCAUUAGAUGGUAUUAGUUUUGAUAUUGGAUAUUGAAGAAGAAAGGUUGAUUGCUACUGUAUAACUGUUGUUCAAAAUACCGAAUUUUCAGCUGUUAUUCUAACAAUUUUUUUAUUGAUUAUGUGCCUUUUUUAAUUGUUUUUGGACUUUGGAUUCUGAAUUUGUCUCACUUUUAGAUAGUGAUGAAUUUGGAAUUGGAAUUUAGGUGUAAUGAUUCAUGAAAAUAGAUAAUAAAGAAAAGGCAAUGCAAUGAAGCAGUCUGCUGACCAUCCGGCUUCAGACCCUACCAAGAUUCCAAAGGCAAAUGAAUCUAAGGAAGUGGAAAGUGCAGGUGGUAUUUUUUCUGGUUCUGACAUCUGCCAUGCCUCAAGUGAUGCUACCCUUUUUUCUAGCUCAUUGCCUGUUCUUCCACAUGAAAAGUUGAACUUAAAUGCUAUGGAUCAUAGUUAUCGAUCUAUUGAUGAUAUCGCAUCUGAUCUAAAUAACCUCCAUCAAGAUGUGGGUGGCAAUGAUCCACUCAGAGACAUUGAAGGUCAUGCACUUGGAAGCUUGCUUCCUGAUGAUGAGAAUGAGCUUUUAGGAGGCAUAAUGGAUGACUUUGACUUAAGUGGGUUGCCUAGUUCACUGGAAGAAUUGGAGUAUGAUCUUUUUGGUAGUGGAGGGGGUAUGGAAUUGGAAACUGAUCCACUAGAGAGCCUAACCAUUGGUAUGUCAAAAGUGAGUCUCUCUGAUGCCAUGGUUGGAGACGGCAUGCCCCAUCAUGGUCUUCCAAAUGGUGUUGGAACCAUCGCUGGGGAACAUCCAUAUGGAGAACAUCCUUCGAGGACAUUAUUUGUUAGGAAUAUAAAUAGCAAUGUUGAGGAUUCAGAACUAAGAGCUCUUUUUGAGCAAUAUGGUGAUAUUAGAACUCUUUACACUGCAUGUAAACAUCGGGGCUUUGUAAUGAUAUCCUAUUAUGACAUUCGUUCUGCUCGAACAGCUAUGCGUGCUUUACAGAACAAGCCACUAAGACGGAGAAAACUUGACAUUCACUUCUCAAUUCCUAAGGAUAAUCCAUCAGAGAAGGAUAUUAAUCAAGGAACUUUGGUAGUUUUUAAUUUGGAUCCAUCAGUUUCAAAUGAAGAUCUUCGUCAAAUAUUUGGGGUCUAUGGCGAGGUUAAAGAGAUAAGGGAAACGCCACACAAGAGACACCAUAAGUUCAUUGAAUUUUAUGAUGUUAGAGCUGCAGAACAAGCUCUUAAGUCACUGAAUAGAAGUGACAUAGCUGGUAAACGUAUUAAGCUUGAACCUAGUCGACCUGGAGGAGCUCGUCGCAACUUGAUGUUGCAACUAAAUCAAGAGCUUGAACAAGAUGAAUCUCGGGGUUUUAAAUGUCAAGUUGGUUCCCCAAUAGCCAAUUCUCCUCCAGGUAGCUGGACACAGUUUAACAGUCCUAUAGAACAAAAUCCUAUGCAUUCCCUUAGUAAGUCCCCUGUUUUCAGGACCAUGAGCCCAACGACCAGAAACCAUUUACCUGGUCUGGCUUCUAUCCUGCAUCCUCAAGUGCCAAACCCCAUGAAAGUUGCACCUUUUGCCAAGGACCAAGGGAGGGGUAUUCAAGUGGAGCAUUCAUUAACCAGUAUGAAUUCAACCCAUGGAGCUGGGUUUCAACUUUCCCAUUCCUUGCCAGAGCCAAAGUUGAGCCAUUACCACGGAACCAUACCUACUUUUGGUCCUUCAAAUGGUUCCAGUAUGGAAACAUUAUCUGGGCCACAGUUUCUUUGGGGAAACCAAAAUUCAUAUAUGGAUCACACAAACUCUUCACCUUGGCCACCAGCAUCUAUGGGACAUCCAUUUUCAUCCAACGGAAAAGGCAAUGGCUUUCCAUACUCAGGUUGGCAAGGAUCUUUCUCAGGCUCAUCCCAACACCAUCAUCAUCACAUUGGAUCUGCUCCAUCUGGUGUUCCUCUGGAAAGGCAUUUUGGUUUCUUCCCAGAAUCAUCAGAUAGUACAUUCAUGAGUCCUGCUGCUUUUGGAGGCAUAGGUGUGGGCCAAAGGGAUGGAGGUUUUAUGGUUAAUAUGGGUUCUUGUCCUGCUAUGAGUUCAGGUAUUAGCAUUCCACGGAAUGUGUCUGAGAAUGGUUCAUCAAGUAUGAGAAUGAUGUCUUCACCUAGGUUGAGUUCUGUAUUUUUGGGCAAUGGCCUAUACCCAGGACUACUGCCUAAUGGUAUGGAGGGGUUGGCUGAGCGUGGCAGGAGCAGAAGGGUUGAAAAUAAUGGGAACCAGCUGGAUAACAAAAAGCUGUUUCAGCUGGACUUGGAUAAAAUUAUUAGUGGUGAAGAUACUCGAACAACCCUGAUGAUAAAAAAUAUUCCAAAUAAAUAUACCUCAAAGAUGUUGCUGGCUGCCAUUGAUGAAAAUCACCGGGGGACUUAUGAUUUUCUCUAUUUGCCCAUUGAUUUUAAGAAUAAAUGCAAUGUGGGCUAUGCCUUUAUCAAUAUGCUGUCUCCUUCACACAUUAUUCCGUUUUAUGAGGCAUUUAAUGGAAAGAAGUGGGAGAAGUUUAAUAGUGAGAAAGUUGCUUCUUUGGCAUAUGCUCGAAUCCAGGGAAAGGCCGCUCUUGUUGCCCACUUCCAGAAUUCAAGCUUGAUGAAUGAAGAUAAGCGCUGUCGCCCAAUCCUCUUUCACUCUGAGGGCCCAGACGGUGGUGAUCAGAGCAUCCCAGAGCAUUUACAUUCCAGUUUGAAUAUCAUACGCCAGCCAAAUGAGUCACACUUGGGUGAUUCUUCGGGUAACCCUAAAGAGAAAGAUGCUGGCAAGGAGGUAGAAACCUUUUAACAGCUUAGUGGAAGGAGAUUGCCCUAUCACCGAGUUCUUGGGGGGAAGUGAUUGCUAACUUUUACGUACAUACUCAACUGUACAAACAUAGGAAGAGUUGAACCAGCUAUAACAGGAUGCAGAUUUUGUGGAGUCUCAAGACUCUUAGUAGCAAAGCAUUUGAACUUUGAAGCUGUAGGAGCAUUGUGGUUUUUGCACAGAUCACUGUCUUAUGUCUUGCAUUUGAGAGGAUGUUACUGUGUUCUGCAUGAUUAUUCUUCAUUUUCCUCUCUAUUUUCGGUUCUUUUUGAUGUUCAGGUGAUCUGGAAUUUGAUAGUUUAAGUUGAUUAUAAUAUCUAUAUGUGUUGUUAGAGUUGAGAUUUUGAAGGGUCGGGAUGUAACCAUCGGCGUCAUUUACAGAAAAUUGUAUGGUGCAAAAUACAGACUCUUUUUUUAAGUAUUUAUCAUUUAAAUAAUCUAAAUAAA
This is a messenger RNA of Durio zibethinus, 3438 nucleotides long. NCBI's taxonomy places the organism in Eukaryota, Viridiplantae, Streptophyta, Magnoliopsida, Malvales, Malvaceae. The record is from RefSeq and is a predicted model, not a curated record.